Messenger RNA from Impatiens glandulifera, 2372 nucleotides. RefSeq names its product heterogeneous nuclear ribonucleoprotein Q. Gene Ontology annotation, cellular component: nucleus. Gene Ontology annotation, molecular function: mRNA binding. The transcript has 9 exons. Lineage: Eukaryota; Viridiplantae; Streptophyta; Magnoliopsida; Ericales; Balsaminaceae. The record is from RefSeq and is a predicted model, not a curated record. Bases 548 to 2137 code for a protein of 529 amino acids.
UUUUCUAUAUCGUGCAUAAACAGAAGUAGCAGCAGCAGCUAGGGCAAGAAAAAGAAUCGAUUUUUCGUUACCGACUGCAAAGAAUCUCUACCGCUUCUCUCGCCUCAGGAAUAUGGAGACAUUUGCUUUCUUUUGUUGUUGCUUUUCUUGGAAUAUCUCUGCAUGUAGUAGUUCCUUGUGUAUCUUUUUCUCACCCCAUACACUUCACUUUCUCAAACCCUUCUUAUUUUUGAAUGUAAUUGUCCAGCCUCGUGGCAAGUCGUUUGCUUCGAUGAUUUUGCACAUGUUGAUCCUCUUGUUGAUCACUUAGUUGCUCUUUGACUGUUUCUAUUAAUUGUUAUGAUAUCACCCUUUAUUCAUUCUGCAUCUCCUUGGAAGCCUAUAUCUGAUUGGGCACAGAUUCAGUCACUGUUCUCACUUUUCAAACUCCUUUUUCCCUUUCGUUUUUUCUAUCCAUGUUGGAUAUCAUUCUUCCUUCUCCAAAUGCUCCUGGUAUCUAUGCUUCUAUCAUAGUUGCCGUGCAAGAUCGAUUCGUUAGAUAUAUAAGAUGCCGAGGACCAGAUCAAAUUCUACAGCUGCGUCGUCGGAUGAUUCUGGGAAGCCGGAUGAGAGUGAAAAGCCCGUUGAUUCUGAAGAGCAUGUUGAUCUUGAGGAGACGGUAGAAGAGGAAAUUGAAUAUGAAGAAGUUGAGGAAGAAGAGGAAGAAGUUGAAGAGAUAGAGGAAGAAGAGGAAGAAGUUGAAGAAGAGGAAGUGGAGGAAGAAGAAGAAGAAGAGGAAGUUGAGGAGGAAGAUGAGGAGAUUGACGCUGAUCACAAUGACAAUAUGAAAGAUGCCGAAGUAGAGGUGGAUGAGAAACAAAAACAUGCAGAGCUUCUUGCACUUCCACCCCAUGGAUCUGAGGUCUACUUGGGUGGCAUCCCGAAUGACACAACCGAAGAGGAUCUCAAGGAAUUUUGCAGCUCUGUUAGUGAAGUGACUGAGGUGAGAAUAAUGAGAGGGAGAGACUCAAGUGAAAGCAAAGGUUAUGCCUUCGUCACCUUUAGAACAAAGGAACUUGCAUCGAAGGCCAUUAAACAGCUUAACAAUACCGAACUGAAGUUGAAAAAAAAACCUUCAUUAGCGGGCAAGAAGGUCAAAUGCUCAACAUCUCAGGCAAAGUACAAGUUAUUCAUUGGUAAUAUCCCAAGAAGCUGGGGAGAGAAAGACAUGAAGAAGCUUGUGAACUCGAUAGGCCCCGGAGUUGAAACUGUGGAGUUGCUGAAGGAUCCUCAGAAUUCUAAUCGUAAUCGAGGAUUUGCGUUCAUUGAGUAUUAUAAUCAUGCUUGUGCUGCGUAUUCAAGAGAGAAAAUGUCUACACCAGAGUUUAAGCUUGAUGAUAAUGUUCCAACUGUAAGCUGGGCUGACCCCAAAAAUGCAGAAUCUUCGCCCUCUUCACAGGUUAAAGCUGUUUAUGUGAAGAAUUUGCCAAAAAACAUAACUCAAGAGCAACUAAGGGAUCUAUUUGAACGUCAUGGGAAGAUUUCAAAGGUGGUUCUUCCACCUGCUAAAGCAGGUCAGGAAAGAAGCAGGUACGGCUUUGUACACUUUGCCGAUAGAUCGAGCGCAAUGAAGGCACUAAAGAACACCGAGAAAUAUCAAAUUGAUGGACAAGUAUUGGAGUGCUCUCUUGCUAAACCACAGGCUGAUCAGAAGUCUUCAGGAGGAGGGGGGACUUCGUCCAAUUCUCAUAAACCAGCUCUUCUUCCAACCUAUCAACCACCUCGGCUUCAUUAUCCGUUGGUUGGAGGUGGUGGUGCUUAUGGCUCUGGACAUCCUGGCUAUGGUGCUGCUGCCGGCUAUGGAGCCGCCGCCGGUUAUGGGGCUGGUGCUGGUUAUGGACAACAAUUGUUAUUUCGAGGGGGACCUUCUCCUGCUGGUAUGGCGAUGGUGCCUAUGCUUUUGCCAGAUGGAAGGAUUGGAUAUGUCUUGCAACAAGGAGCUCAGCCAAGAACACCACCGCCUCAGUAUAGAAGUGGAGGAGGUAGGAGCAGCGGGGGAGGAGGAAGUUCGAGUGGUGGUGGGAAAAGAGGAAGUGGAGGCGGCGGUGGUGGCGGUGACAGUGGGCGAGGUAGCCGGAGCCGGUAUAACCCAUACUGACUGACCCAAAAAAGAAAGAGAAAAUUUACUCCAUUUGAGAUGUAGUUCUCUCAGUUAAAACCAAUGGAACUUCAUUCAAUGGUGAAUUUGUUCCAAAUUUUCUUAAGACUCUUAACUGUUCCUGAAUUGGUUUGUUUGUAAUAUUAUUAGAGAGUGGAGGUAGUGCAUAAUUAUUAUGCUUUAAUAUUAAUUACUAUUAUCAUCUCUUUUAUAUCAAUUGAUAUUGUUUGGUUCA